Messenger RNA from Rosa chinensis, 3268 nucleotides. Its product is annotated as scarecrow-like protein 34. The coding region runs from base 321 to 2762 and encodes 813 amino acids. Gene Ontology annotation, biological process: regulation of DNA-templated transcription. The transcript has 2 exons. Gene Ontology annotation, cellular component: nucleus. Gene Ontology annotation, molecular function: DNA-binding transcription factor activity; sequence-specific DNA binding. The record is from RefSeq and is a predicted model, not a curated record. NCBI's taxonomy places the organism in Eukaryota, Viridiplantae, Streptophyta, Magnoliopsida, Rosales, Rosaceae.
ACAAACUAAUUCCCAUUUUCGUCUCACAAAUACCUGCGUUCCAAGAAACUUCGUCACAUGGGUCUCUCGAUCCCUCAGUUUAUUAUAUAUAGCACUACAACACCUGGCCGCGUAUGGUGCUCCUCCAGUGUAUGACCCUUUUUUGUUCAUAAAUCUCAAAGCUUUCUUCCAGGUACGCCUGCCCUUCAACUUCUUUGCCUUUCUCUUCAGUAAAGGUUCGUUCUUUCCUUAAAAAUUGAGUCUUGGACUUGAACCCUCCUCCCUCUUGCUUCUAGUGAGAAUUCUUGUGGGUUUUACUCAGAAUUUGAUUGUUUGUGAUUAUGGAUCCAACUUACACUGGACUCCCUGAUUUCAUGAACGACAUUGAUUUCGAUCCCAUGUUACCCAAUUCAUCUCAAUUCCCAGAAAUCCCAAAUCAGUACCAAUUUAACCAGCUCUCUCCAGAUCUCAACUUUUUCAGCAAUCAGUUUUCAAUUCCACCUGAGCCGGAUUCCGGUAAUCUUGUUCCUCCAAUUAGUGUCAGCACAGAGGGCGAGUCUUUUUCUGUUCCUACCACUGUUAGCCCCGGAGUAGAUUCUCCGUCCUCUGAUGACAUUGACUUCUCUGAAACUGUGUUCAAGUAUGUAAACCAGAUGCUUAUGGAAGAGAACAUAGAGCAAAAGCCCAUCAUGUUCUAUGAUCCGUUGGGUCUUCGUGACACUGAGAAAUCGUUCUAUGAUGUUCUUGGUCAACAGUAUCCCUUCUCACCCAAUCAGCAACCACUUUAUGUUGAUCAACCCAAUCAGCAACCGCUUUAUGUUGAUCGAAAAGUUGAGAGCCCUGAUAGUUACUUUUCUGGUAACAGUAGUGAUUUCAAUGCUAGUAGUAGUCCUAGUACUGGCGCUAGUAAAUCGGUUGAUUCUCAAUCGCUUGGUGAUUAUGGAGAGCAGAAGCCAUCUUCAUCAGAAACCUCUCAAUCCGGUGACAGUGGUUACCAGUUUAAUUCUCAUUCCAAUUCUCAGUUGUCUGUUCCUGUGACAAAUAGCCUGUCUAGUUUUGGUGAUGGGAUGUCCGAAUCUUCUGUAAAUCAGUUUCUGGCUCAGAAUAUAUUUACAGAUAGUGAAUCUGUGUUGCAGUUUCAGAGAGGGUUAGAGGAAGCUAGUAAGUUCCUUCCCAAAGUUAAUCCAUUGGUUAUUGAUUUGGAAAGCAGCACAAUGUCUCCACAAGUGAAAGGACGUGUUCCAACUGUUAUCGUCAAGAGGGAAAAAAGUGAGAGGAAGAACUCACCUAGUAGGCGAAGGGGAAGGAGGAAAUCACCGAAUGGGUCAAGGGAAACAAAGAACUCACCUGAUGGGUCAAGGGGAAGGAAGAAUCAUGAGCGAGAAGAUGUGGAUUCUGAAGAAGGGAGGAGUAGCAAGCAGUCUGCAAUUUAUGAGGAGGAGGACGAAUUAUCCGAGAUGUUUGACAAGGUCUUGCUUAGUACCGAGGGGGGUAAUCAGUCUUCAUGUGGUUCAUGUGGCAACAAUGUAGAUAUGCAGAAUGAAGAAGGCAAAAACUUACAGCCAAAUGGACAACCACAAGCAUCAAAUGGUGAAGGUAGAAAGGCUCGUGCUAAGAAACAAGGCAAGAAGAAGGAAACUGUGGAUUUAAGGAAUCUCCUGAUUCUGUGUGCACAAGCUGUGUCUACCAAUGAUAUUAGGACCUCUGCCGAACUACUAAAGCAAAUAAGGCAGCAUUCUUCUCCUUUUGGUGAUGGAUCUCAAAGGUUGGCUCAUUUCUUUGCAAAUGGCCUUGAGGCACGAAUGGCUGGUACUGGCACUGGAACCCAGAUUUUUUAUACUUCUCUUGCUUCUAAAAAGACAUCGGCUGUUGAUAUUUUGAAAUCUUACGAAGUUAGUCUUUCUGCUUGCCCUUUUAAGAAAAUGUCAAUUUUCUUUAAAAACAAGAUGAUUUUUAAGAUGGCUGAGAAAGCAACUACCCUCCAUAUUGUAGAUUUUGGUAUCCUGUAUGGUUUUCAGUGGCCAAUCCUUAUCCAGAAGCUAUCAAUGAGAGCUGGUGGACCUCCCAAGUUACGAAUUACAGGGAUAGAGGUUCCCCAACCUGGAUUUCGUCCAGCAGAGUGGAUUGAAGAGACUGGACGCCGCUUGGCAAGAUAUUGUGAGCGCUUUAAGGUUCCUUUUGAGUUUAAUGCGAUAGCCUCGCAGAAUUGGGAAUCCAUCCAAGUAGAUGACCUCAAGGUUGAGAGGAAUGAGGUGCUUGCUGUGAAUUGUAUGUCACGGUUCAAGAACCUACUGGACGAGACAGUUGAAGUGAACUGUCCAAGAGAUUCUGUUCUAAAGCUAAUCAGGAGGUUGAAACCAGAUAUUUUUGUUCAUACUAUUAUUAAUGGUGCCUACAAUGCCCCUUUCUUUGUCACUCGAUUUCGGGAGGCUCUCUUCCACUUCUCUGCCUUGUAUGAUUCAUUUGAUGUUACUAUACCCCGUGACAGUCCAGAGAGGUUGAUGUUUGAAAGUGAGUUCUAUGGCCGGGAGGCCAUGAAUGUGAUAGCAUGCGAGGGGAUAGAGAGGGUUGAGAGAGCUGAGACAUACAAGCAAUGGCAGGUACGUUGUCAAAGGGCUGGUUUACAGUUGUUGCCAUUGGACCAAGAGUUAGUGAAGGUGUUUAGGGAUAAGGUAAAGGCAUGGUACCACAAAGAUUUCACAAUUGAUCAAGAUAGUGAUUGGAUGCUACAAGGAUGGAAGGGCCGAAUUGUCUAUGCUUCUUCUUGUUGGGUGCCUGCAUAGGAUUCUUGCAAAGCAUUUUUUUCUUUUUUGAAGUUUGAUCUUCUGUGAGAACUGGGGAUGAAGAGGAUGUCCAAUAACCUGUUCAGAGGUCAAUUGUGGCAGUACUUUCUUCUUGCAGAAGAGCCCUAAGGAGGACUGGAGGAGAGAUGAUUUGCUUAGAUGGUUUCUGCAUAUCUCUUUGGACUCAAAUAGAUGCGAUAUCUGAAGGCUUUUUGGUCAUGAUAAAUGACAAUCGAGUUAUGGGUUCUUGUAUGAUGUAUAGUUGUCUAGAUGCAGUUGGUUGUAUAACUAUGGACAAUAAAACUGCCUAGAUAGAUAACAAAAUAUGAACUUCUGUUGUGAUGGAAAGCUAUUGUUACACUAACACUGCCUCGAUCCUUGUAUUCACCAUCGGUGUAGCAGUGGAGGGAAGUUUCUAUUCUGAAUCUUUGUACAAUCUUUUGGAAACUUGAAGUUUUGUAUCCGUUUUAUCAGAAGUUAUCAAGAAGUGGAAUUUUGAUUUAAUU